Molecule: messenger RNA, 670 nt
Organism: Aspergillus novofumigatus IBT 16806
Lineage: Eukaryota; Fungi; Ascomycota; Eurotiomycetes; Eurotiales; Aspergillaceae
Product: putative secreted antimicrobial peptide
Exons: 1
Coding region: 152-457 (101 amino acids)
Biological process (GO): negative regulation of growth; defense response
Source: RefSeq, a predicted model, not a curated record
CAUCCUUCCUGUUUGAACACGCAGUGGUCUAAUAUCUCGUCCAAGAUGAAGAUAUAUAAAGGGAGCACAUCCGCUCAGGGAUAUCCAUUCAACAACACACUCCAUCCUCAAGAUCUAAAACAACGACUCCUAUCCACAAACUACUGUCACAAUGAAGUUCCUUGCAAUUACCACUCUCCUGGCCUCAGCCAGCGCUACCAUCGUCUAUCCCUACACCAGCGCCUCCUGCGGUGGCGAAACCGUCGGCAAGAUCACCUCCUGCGGCUGUACCAAUAUGAGCCGCAACUACAAGAUCAAAGGGGCUAAACUCAACUUCCAAAAGGCCACGGCCAGCUUCUACAAGGGCAGAGAUUGUGAAGGUGUUCGCAUUUCCAAGGACUCAGACCAGGAUUGCGUUAAGCUCCCUGUUGGUUGGGAAUCCUUUCGUUCGGUGAGGAUUCAUGGGGGGACUUGCUGAAAACCCUUCUGUUGCUGUACAUGGUCAUGAGAUUUGCGUCUGAAUGUAUGUGUCGGGUAUGAACAUUUAUCAAAGAUAUACGAUGGGCUGAGCUAGGCAGGACAGUUGAAGUAUACAUGUUUCAUCUAGAUGCUCAAAUCCUAGGACAAUCUAUAUACAGAUUCUUCAUGGCCUGCAGUGUCUAAUUCAAGUUCUAAUCAUAUCCAUGCACCA